CUAGCUAACUACUUUGUUGUAGCACAUAGCUCCUACAUAGAAUUCAGUUAUCCACUCUCUUCAUUUCCCACUUUUCUAAUUCAACAUCACUCUCACUAUCUCCAUUAAUAUAUCAUGUAUACAUACACAUAAGAUUGUAUAUUCAAGCUCUAUAAUAAUCUACAUUUGCAUAAUUAUUACUAUUUGAGAAGAAGAAGAAGAGAUGAUGAUCAGAGAUAAGAUAUUCAAAUUGCACAGGCACAAAUCAUCUUCUUCUUUCUCUGAGAAAUCUGGACAACCAUUUGAAUUCUCCUUCUAUAACCUUCAAGCUCGUCAGGUACCGAAAGGAUGGGACAAACUUUCCGUCUCUCUUAUCUCUAUGGAAACAGGGAAAACAGUCAGCAAAUCAGGGAAAGCCUCAGUACGAAAUGGUAAUUGCAAAUGGACAGAGACAUGGUCGCAGUCCAUGUGGAUUACUCCGGAUAAUAUCUCAAACAAACAAGAGCAAUGCCCUCUCAAGUUUAUUGUAACAAUGGGAUCUUCACGAUCUAGCAUUCUCGGAGAGGCUUCAAUAAAUCCUGCUCGCUACAAGGAUGCAAAGGCUUUCACUCCAGUUUCCUUACCUUUGAGAAAGUGUAACCAUGGCACAGUACUACAACUGGAGAUCAAGUGUCUGACAGCAAUCAGGGACAAUGAAUCCAAAGGCACGCCCUACUAUGCUGAAGAAGAUAACAUGGAAUACAAUAACAUGGAGAUCAAACCAGAGGAAGCAAGUCUCCCCCGGCUGAGUUCGUAUCAUAGCUUUGCCUCUACGGAGGAUUCAUUGGGCAGAGAAAGUUUUUCCUCCCAAAGUGACUCAAACAGGCCGGGUAACCUCAUAAUUGGUAGGCAAGAGUCAAUUGAUUCCAGGAGUAGUGCAUCUUGUGGUUCUUACUCUUUUUCUGAAUCACCCAAAUCGUACAACUCUCCGUAUACUUUAAUGACCUCGGGAUCAGGAAAGAAUGCUCAAAAUCGAAAAGAUGAUUUCAAACAGCUCUCAUAUGACAACACCGCAUCAGUUCCACAUGCCGCUUCCUCUAGAAACACCUUACAAGCCAAACAUAGUAAAGAACUAAUUGCAGAGGCCAUGAUGUGGGAACAAAAUGCUCAAAGCUUAAAGAUUGACUUGGAAAUGUUAAGCAAAGAGUUUGCUGACCAGGCACAGCAGAUAGAGAACCUCAAGACGAAGCUUUGUUCAUUGAACACAGAACGCGAGGGAUUGACGCAAGAAAUCAAAAACCUUGAGGUUCUUUUACAAGAAUCCUUGGAGAAGGAAAAAGCAACUGAGAGUUUAAUGCUCCAAGUCAAAGAUAUGGAUAGUGUCGAAAGGAUUUUAAAAGAGGAGCUAAGGAUUCAAAAAGAAUCAAAUGACGAUGUGUCUUUCCAGCUAAGUAAAACUCAAGAAUCAAAUAUUCAACUAGUCUCUAUUCUGCAGGAGAUGGAAGAAACUGUUGAAAAGCAGAAAUUGGAGAUUAAGAACCUAGAGGACAAGAUUCUACAGUUGCCGGAAUCACACAUAAAUCUGGAAAACACCACUCUCCAUUUGGAGAAAAUCAUCGGGGAGAAAACUCAUGAGAUUGAACUUGAACGAGGACGCGGAACUCAGGCUCUUCUAGAUUGUGAAGAAAAAUGGAAAAAUAGAUCAAGAGAACAAGAAGAGGAAAUUGUUUAUUUGAAGGCAGAGUUGUCCAGACUUUCAAGUGAAGAGACCGAAGCUGCAUCUGACUGUGAUCUGAUCAAUGAAAAUGAGACUCUCAAGGAAAAACUUCAGGAACUUGAGAGAGAUUGGAAGGAGCUGACAGAAGAAAAUCUUCAACUUCUGUACAAACUGAAAUCAAGUUCAUCUUCCGUCGACAGUCAACUACGUCAACAAUCACCUAGUAGUUCUGAAUUUGAAGAACACAAAGGUGAGCUCUUUUCGUCACCACUUCAAGAUGAUGAGGGGAAGAAGAAAAUAAUUGCUGAGACGGCUGCCUCUGAAAGUAACCAGAUGGAGUUUCACUCAAAAGUUAAGGAUAAUGCUUCAAGGCUUAAUGAUGAAAUCAACUCAUCUUGCUUCGAAAUGCAAGAACAAGAUCAGACAAUUCAGAUUGCUGCAACACCAUCAGAAUGUCAACAGGAAGAAAAUUGUCACGCAGGUUUCACUCAUAAAAAUGUACCUGCCAUGUUUCAGAGUUCUGAGUCAGGACAAAUUGAAGAUAUCUAUACCUUACUCGACACAUUAUGUCAUACCACUAAAGACGAGCAAGCUAAUGCAGUGUUGAAAAAGUUCCAGUUAUUGAGGUACAGAUUGGCUCUAUUUCUUGAUGGUAGUGAACAUAUUGAGGAUGAACCCGAAACAACAGUAAAGGAUGCAUGUGAAGUUCAAGAUAAAGAAAAGGAUGACCUUCCAAAGGAGGAUACUUCUUGUUCUUGCUGUCAAAGGCUUGAGGACUUAAAUAAGGUGCUAGAGGGCAAGGUUCAAAAAUUAAGCAGUGAUAAUUUGGCUAAGAACUCGGAGAUAUUGGAGCUGAAGACAGAAUGUUUGAAAAAGGAUGCAGAGAUUGAAGCGAUAAGUCAUCACCGGUCUGAUUUGAGAACUCAAAUCUCAGAUCUCAAGAUGAGUAAAUGUAAGAUGGAGGAGAGAAUGGAAAAAAUGCAACAAGAACUUAGUGCCGCCUCUAAAUCUUUAGACACUUCCACAAAGGAUUUGACGUUUCUUGAUCAAUGUAUUUGUGGAGGUGUCUCUAAAAUGACGUUUGAAAUGAAAUCAUUAGAGCUAGAGAGUGCUAAGUAUGAGUUAGAGCUUAAUUUGGACGAAUUAGAAAAAGAAAAUGCAGAUCUGUCUGAACGAGUGUCUGGGUUGGAAGCUCAACUAAGACAUUUGACCGAUGCAAUGGAACUCGAUCGUUUGGAACUACAGCAAUCAGGCAAUCGUAUUGUGACCCUUCAGGAUAAGAUCAGAGAAUUAGAACAUGAAAAGGAGUCACGAAAGCGCGAUAUGAAAGAAAAGUUGAUGGAGAUGCAAAAGCGAUGGUUAGAUGCUCAAGAAGAGUGUGAGUAUCUGAAGAAAGUAAAUCCAAAGCUCCAAGCGACAACAGAAAGUCUUAUGGAAGAGUGUCGUUUGCUUCAAAACUUGAAUGCAGAACUAAGGCAACAAAAGUUAAAAUUAUAUACAAGCCAUAACAUUUUGGAAGCAGAAUUGAGGAAAUCUCAAUAUUCUUUCUCCACCUGUUUGAAAAGGAUAGAGUCGUUAGAAGCCAACUUUUCUUCAGUUCUGGAAGACAUUGAAUCAAAAGAGAAGAUCCUUAAGUUCAAACUUGACGAUCUCCAUCUACAGACUAAAGAUCACAGAGAGAAACUUCUUGUAGAAGAGUGCACGCUCCAUGAAAUGUCUCCGGAGAACACAGUCAAAGUCGAAAAGCUGCAAGAACAGGCACAAUCCCUCAUGGUACAGAUGUCAGAUCUUAUGACUGAACUUGGUACUUCCAAAGCCAAGGAGGGAACUUUGGAAGCUAAUUGUGACAAGCUACUGAGAACAAUGGAACAUCUUGUAUCCAAUGAAGCAAAGCUUAAGUGCACGAUUAAUGAGCUCGAGCCAAAACUACUGUCUUCUGAACGUCAAAUGCUGCAAAUGACUGAAGAAAAUUCAAUUCUAACAAUUCAGCUGCACACAUUACCAUUACUUCAGGAGGAGGUUUUGGAUCUUAAAAGAGCACUAUCUACGAUGAAGUUUGAAAGCGAGAGAUUACAAGUUACACUGCAGUUGAAAUAUGAAGAUUGUGAAGAGUUGAAGGAAGAAAAGGCGUCACUACUUAAGGAAAUAUCUUGCAUGCACAACGUAGUGGCUGAAGCCGAAGAAUGCAAAUACAAGAAAAUUGCACUAGAGGAGAAAGUUCUGAGGCUGGAAGGAGACUUAACUGCAAAGGAAGUAAUGUGUGAAAAGGUUUCCGAGCUGAAAAAUGAGCUUUGCCAGCUUAGAAGAGCAAAUAGCCAGUUUCUGUGGAAAAUAAAAUCCCUUCAAUGCGAGAAAGAGAACUGCUUGAAGCAAGUCAAAUCCCUCGAGGAACAAUUGUCAAAAACACGAUCAGACAACGAAAGAGAGGACGAUGAUAUCACUCCUACUCUAGAGGAGCUGAAGCUUUCAGAGGUCGAGAAAGGGAACUUCGGCGAGCAUCAGCAUGAGAUAAUUACUCAAUCUCCUCAAUCAGAGAAACACUUGAAACUUGAGAAAAUUCAAGGCAACUCUCAACAGGAUGGCAACAAAGAAAGCAACUACAGCCGAGAUCUUCAAGAGACUCUUGCCAAAAGUGUAGCAGUAAUCCAAUUUCCGGGCGACACAGUAGCUCAGACUUUAGAGAACAAUUGUAUUCAUGAAUCCCAUUUAAUUAGUUUGUCAUCCAAAGAAAGAGACGACAAUAUACACAAGAUAUCUCAGCUUGAAUCCGAGCUACAAGAAAUUCGUGACAGGUACCUGAACAUGAGUCUGAAAUAUGCACAAGUGGAGGAUCAGCGCGAGCAACUCAUUAUGACUCUGAAAGCCAUACAUGAGCACAAGACAACUUCCUCUUUCUGGUCAGCUGGUGACUGAUUUUCCCCAUUGAUACAAACAACAACAACCCACAUUCUCAGGUCUGGGGCAUUCAUAGAAAUAAAUUUCUAUAAUCUACAAUUUUGUAGAAUCUCAUACAUAGUUUGGUUAAUCUCUUUAGCACAAGAGUAUACAAAAUGUUCAUUUCUAUUGUUGUACGUGAUUGAUCUUAGGUAAUUAAUUAUUCAGAUGCAUCUACCAAAUUAUGAAAUUAAGCAACAAAUUUUAGACUAGAUUUUUUCUUCUUCUUUAUUCUUAUAAGUAAAUAUUUUUCUUUAUUCUCAAUUCUUAUGUUAUCAACUUGGCUACAACUAUAGUCUACUUCCCCAGAACAAUUAAUACUGAAUAUUUAUAAUUCUGAUCUUCUUGUAA
Messenger RNA from Capsicum annuum, 4960 nucleotides. Its product is annotated as restin homolog. The transcript has 10 exons. NCBI's taxonomy places the organism in Eukaryota, Viridiplantae, Streptophyta, Magnoliopsida, Solanales, Solanaceae. Bases 203 to 4588 code for a protein of 1461 amino acids. The record is from RefSeq and is a predicted model, not a curated record.